Pan troglodytes (chimpanzee) is the source of this 1253-nucleotide messenger RNA. RefSeq names its product double homeobox protein 4C. Gene Ontology annotation, biological process: regulation of transcription by RNA polymerase II. Lineage: Eukaryota; Metazoa; Chordata; Mammalia; Primates; Hominidae. Gene Ontology annotation, cellular component: nucleus. The record is from RefSeq and is a predicted model, not a curated record. Gene Ontology annotation, molecular function: RNA polymerase II transcription regulatory region sequence-specific DNA binding; DNA-binding transcription factor activity, RNA polymerase II-specific.
AUGGCCCUCCCGACACCUUCGGACAGCACCCUCCCCGCGGGAGCCCGGGGACCAGGACGGCGACGGAGACUCGUUUGGACCCCGAGCCAAAGCGAGGCCCUGCGAGCCUGCUUUGAGCGGAACCCGUACCCGGGCAUCGCCACCAGAGAACGGCUGGCCCAGGCCAUCGGCAUUCCGGAGCCCAGGGUCCAGAUUUGGUUUCAGAAUGAGAGGUCACGCCAGCUGAGGCAGCACCGGCGGGAAUCUCGGCCCUGGCCCGGGAGACGCGGCCCGCCAGAAGGCCGGCGAAAGCGGACCGCCGUCACCGGAUCCCAGACCGCCCUGCUCCUCCGAGCCUUUGAGAAGGAUCGCUUUCCAGGCAUCGCCGCCCGGGAAGAGCUGGCCAGAGAGACGGGCCUCCCGGAGUCCAGGAUUCAGAUCUGGUUUCAGAAUCGGAGGGCCAGGCACCCGGGACAGGGUGGCAGGGCGCCCGCGCAGGCAGGCGGCCUGUGCAACGCGGCCCCCAGCGGGUGUCACCCUGCUCCCUCGUGGGUCGCCUUCGCCCACACCGGCGCGUGGGGAACGGGGCUUCCCGCACCCCACGUGCCCUGCGCGCCUGGGGCUCUCCCACAGGGGGCUUUCGUGAGCCAGGCAGCGAGGGCCGCCCCCGUGCUGCAGCCCAGCCGGGCCGCGCCGGCAGAGGGGAUCUCCCAACCUGCCCCGGCGCGCGGGGAUUUUGCCUACGCCGCCCCGGCUCCUCCGGAAGGGGCGCUCUCCCACCCUCAGGCUCCUCGGUGGCCUCCGCACCCGGGCAAAAGCCGGGAGGACCGGGACCCGCAGCGCGACGGCCUGCCGGGCCCUUGCGCGGUGGGAGAGCCUGGGCCCGCUCAAGCGGGGCCGCAGGGCCAAGGUGUGCUUGCGCCACCCACGUCCCAGGGGAGUCCGUGGUGGGGCUGGCCACAGGUCGCCGGGGCGGCGUGGGAACCCGAAGACGGGGCACCUCCAUCUCCGAAGCUCGCGACCCCGGAGGCCUCCGUCUCAAGCACAGAUGCCAGCCAUCCCGGCGCCUCCCAACCGCUCCAGGAGCCGGGGCGCUCGUCUACACUCACCUCCAGCCUGUUAUAUGAGCUCCUGUAGACACCAGAGUUUCAGCAAAAGGCACGACCUUUCCUAGAUCCGGCGCCACUGGGGGAGCUGAAGGACGUGGAAGAGCCCGCUCUGCUGGAACCACUCCUCCGCCAGGAAGAACACCGGGCUCCGCUGGAGGAGCAGGU